Messenger RNA from Magnolia sinica, 697 nucleotides. Its product is annotated as DNA-directed RNA polymerases II and V subunit 8A-like. Gene Ontology annotation, cellular component: RNA polymerase II, core complex; RNA polymerase I complex; RNA polymerase III complex. Gene Ontology annotation, biological process: DNA-templated transcription. The transcript is spliced from 5 exons. The record is from RefSeq and is a predicted model, not a curated record. Gene Ontology annotation, molecular function: DNA-directed RNA polymerase activity. Lineage: Eukaryota; Viridiplantae; Streptophyta; Magnoliopsida; Magnoliales; Magnoliaceae. Bases 194 to 628 code for a protein of 144 amino acids.
UCCCCCUCUUCCCCUCUUUUAAAAAAUCUGACUGUUGGGCCUGUAAAUCACUAUCCCGACUUCUUUUCCUUUCAUUCCUUUGGUGUAUGCGCCUUCCACAGCGGGGCCCAUAAUAUCAACAACACUGUACAACUUCCGGCUGUAGCGUUGUGUGACUGAAUUUUUGUUGCUGUGGUAAAGGAUUGCAAUAGACAUGGUUGAGCUUCUUUUUGAGGAUAAUUUUGUUGUCACUGCCUUGGAUCCUGAUGGCAAGAAGUUUGACAAGGUUUCACGAAUUGUAGCAAAGAGUGAGCAAUUCGAUAUGGAUUUGCAACUUGAUGUAAACAUAGAGAUAUAUCCUCUUCGCGUGGAUGAAAAAUUCAAGAUGGUGUUAGCUCCUACGCUAAGCUUGGAUGGAACUCCUGACAGUGGCUAUUUCACUCAGGGAGGGAGAAAAUCACUUGCUGACAAAUUUGAGUAUGUUAUGCAUGGAAAGCUCUAUAAGAUCUCGGAGGAAGGUUCCGGAUCCAAUGUGAAAGUGGAGCUAUAUGUUUCAUUUGGUGGCCUUCUGAUGAUGUUGAAGGGGGACCCUUCAAAUGCGGCCAACUUCGAGUUAGACCAGAGGCUGUUUCUCCUGAUCAGGAAAUAACAUAUAUAGUCUCCAUGAGCCUUUCUUUAACAACUGAAAACACUUUGAGUUGGGUCUGGACCCACAGCU